ACUACGGACUCUAAGCGACCCAAACAAACAUCGGCGAGCCACGUGCAGGCAGCGGGCGGGAGUGUCGUGGUUGAGAGCUGGAAACGAAGAGAGGAGAAUAACUAGAGGCUACACAGGAAGGAAGGUCAAGGGAUAACGACCCACGAAGCGUCAGAGGUCAAAAGAAGCAUCAUCUUGCCGCUCGGCCUGCUGGAAGUGUCUCUGACCCCCGAGGUAGAAGAAGAAUUCCACCGCCUCCAUCCUUCACCCUCCCGCGGCUGUGGGUCUGAGGCCGUGGCUCCAUGGCCCGCCCUGAAGCUGGCCCCUGAGGCAGUGGAGACGGCGAGGGUUCUGCAGGCCCCGGUGUGGAGGUGUUGAGGGGCGCCAGGUAUUGAAUCAUGGCAAAGAAAGGCAAGUUUAGGGGUCGGCCUGGUGGGGAGAAGGCUCCUGGUGGUAAGGUCAAAGAGAAGAAACACAACCCUUUUGAAAUUCACAUCAACCGAGUGAAGCAUGACGUGGUGGGGAGGAAGAGCAAGCUGGACCGGGGCUUGCCAGGGGUGUCCAGGGCCAAGGCUGUCAAGAAGAGGGAGAAAACUUUAUUACAAGAGUACAAAGUUCGCCACAAGACCAAUGUGUUCAUGGACAGACGUAUUGGUGAGAACAACGCUCACAUGGAUCCGGACAAGAAGAUGGCACUGCGUCUUGCUGCGGAGAAAAGGAGGCAGUUUGGGAAGAAAUCACUGUUCAACCUGAACGACGACGAAGAGUUGACGCACGCCGGCCAGGCGCUUGACGACUCCAACCUGAACGACAAGCUUGGCCUCAGUGAUGAUGAAGAUGAUGAUGUACUGGAUGCCAAGUUUGUGAAGGAACAACAUUUUGGUGGUGGUGGCCUGCUCACGAGGCGGGGCGCUGGCGAUGACGAAGAAAAAGACAAGCCCAAGAGUCGAAAGGAGUGGAUUGAUGAGAUAAUUGCAGAGUCCAAGAAGAAGAAGGCAGAGUCCAAGAAAGAAAAAGAGGAACAAUAUGAAGCUGUCAACAAGCUCAACUCUGAACUUCAGUCUUUCAUGAAACUGAUGGCGAGUCAGACGAUGACCAACGAUGAUAAGGACAAUGCCAAGAAAAAUUGUGAGUUCAGGGAUUAUGACACUUUGGUCAAAGAGCUGAUAUUUGAUCGCACGGGCAAAGCCAAAGCUGUGGAGAAGCUCAAGACACCGGAGCAGCUGAUCAGUGAGGAGCGAGAGCGGCUGCUGGCCCAGGAGGCGGACAGGGUGAGGCGCAUGAAGGGGGAGAAGCCCGGCACAGGAGCUAAGCCGAAGAGUGCCGAUGACCUUGACGAUGGGUUUACUCUGAGUCAAGACAAGAGAUUCCACGUCAGUUAUAAAGACGGUGAAAUGCUUUCCCACACGGACCCCGAGGAGGGAGGCGAGGAAGAGGAAGACACGGGGAAGGCAAGCGAUGCCAGUGAAGAGGAAGAAGAUAAGGAAGAGGAUGAAGAGGAGGAUAAAGAAGACCAAGAACUCAGUGGAGAUGAAGAAGACAAUGAAAAGGAAUCUGAUGAUGAAAGUGACAGAUAUUCAGACAUUUUGGAGGCAAGUGAUAGUGAGGAUGACGACGCUGUUGGGGAAGAGGAAGAGAAGAAAGAAAAAAUCUCAAAAAGCAAAAAAGAAAAUACUGACAAAAAGGAAAUGAUGGCAGCAGCAAAAAAAGAAAUUCCAUACACAUUUGAAGUACCCCAAGACUAUGAUGCAUUCUGGGCAUUGUUGGAGAAUCAUUCCCCCAAAGAAGUGAGUCUCAUCCUGGAGAGAAUGAUCACCUGCAACCACCCAAGUCUUGGAGGCAAGAACAAAGAGAAGUGUGAUGACAUCUUUGCCUACGUCCUCCAGACUCUGCACAUCCUGAUGGAGGAGGACAGUGACUCCCUGGUGGCCGGCGUGUCUCCAUUUCUCUACGUGGACCACCUUGUGCCCUCCCUCUACACCCUCACUCAGGUGUCAGCACCGAACUCCGCCAAAGCUCUGAUGCAGGUGAUUGAGGAGAAGCACGAGGACUGCUCCAAGGCAAAGUUCCGGAGAUACCCGACGGCGAGCACGUUCAUAUUCUUGAAGAUAGCCGGUCUGCUGUUCCCGGCAUCGGAUUACAUCCACCCUGUGAUGACGCCGGUGGUGGUGUUCCUCUGCCAGCUGCUGGGCCAGGCCAAGGUUGCCACUCGCAGGGACAUCACAGCUGCAUUGUUCACAGCUCAUCUAUUAUAUGAGUAUUUGAGUCUCUCAAAAAGAUUUGUACCUGAAUUGACAAACUCAAUGGCUGGCCUUCUGUUCAUGGCUGUUGGAGGCAAAGACAAGACUCGGCUGCCUCUCACUCCGCCCUUCAAGUGUGUGGGGCCCACGGCUUCCCUCCUGCUGCUGGAGACUGCUGUGACAGAAUUUUCAGAAAGCAGAUUAGCAUUUGCAGACAUAAAUGAUAAAGAAGCACAGAUUGAUGACUCCUUUAAAGUCAAUGUCCUCUGCAAGGUUAUCAAGCUGCUCAAGCUUCUGUGUAAUUGUUGGGUCGAACUGCCAUCUAUCCGGGCCAUCAUGGCACCUGUGAAGACAUUGCUGGAGGCUCUUUCCUUAGAAUAUUACCCGGCCAGUGCAAAGGAGUUAGUAAAGGAACUCUUGUUGGUGCUGGAAUCUUUACCAAGUGAGAGCAGCAUGCUGGUGAGAGAAGAAAAGAAACCCACAGCAAUUAAAAUGCUGGAGCCUGCCAUUGAAAAGAUAAUUGAUGGUGUAAAGAAGCGCCAUGGAACAAAAGAAUACCUUGAGAAACAGAAACUUAUUCAUAAGCUGAAGCGAGAAAAGAAGGGAGCAAGGAGAGAGAUACAAAGAGACACGGCUUUCCUGGCUCGUCAACAGCUUCAGGAGACACUUCAAAGCGAUGCUGAGCGCAAGAGGAAGGUCAACCAAAUCAUGAGUGGCCUCCAGGUACAAGAAGGAGACUUCAAGAAAAUGAAGAGGAACAAAUGACAACUUCCUGGUGUCAGUUUUCAUCAAACCGAGUUGAACAGUUUUUCUCCUCAAGAAACAGUUCCUGAACUUCAACGGGUGAAUGGUUCAACCACUGUGUGUAAGGCGUCUCUCCAUCCAGGCGGCUUCCUUGCAGGGUGAGACACCUGGCAAGGACCAUAAAUUGUCAGAGGGCUGCAACACUUUGCAGGGUCCACAAUGCACCUGGUGGGGAUACGCUUCUUGUUGAUAUAUCAAAAAAGACUUCCAGUUUAUCUCUGGAGCCCCUUUGAGGUAUUAUACAAUUACAGCACAGCAGGUAGUGACUUUUUUAUUUUUAAAAUUAUCUUCCAUUACAGCUGCCUUUCCAUUUUGUAUAAUGUUGAGUGUAGUAGCAAAUAUCUUAUAAAUGGUAAGAUGCUCCUACGGGGAAAAAUUGAUCUUUCAACAUUGGGGCCGCCAAAUGGCGGGAUGAAGAGUAUCCCCUUUCUCCCUUGGGCAGUAUGGCAACUCCUGCCUUCUGGAGAAUAUUAUUUCCCUGAAAAUACUAUCAUUGGGAAUUUUGAUAAAAAGUAUACACAUACAUUAGUCUCUAUUGUGGCAGGAGUACAGAAAUAUGUCAUAUUGAUGAAUAUAAGUGUAUGAGGUCCUUUUAGAGAUUAAAGGUGCUAUCACACGGCAACUUUAGGACACAACAGAGCAGUUAGACUGCAUGGAGAAGCCAAGAACAGCAGGAAGAACCUACUGUAGUGCAUUUGGUUGCUGCAAUGCUAGAGCACAACAGCCAGAAUGAUCCUAUCAACCUCUAACAUUGCAGCAUCCAAUUACAGUACAGCAGGUUUCUUCUGCUGUUCUUGGGUUCUGCAUGCUGAGUUUCAUUGAUGUGUCCUCUCUGACACAUUUCUAUACUCCUGCCACUACAGAGACAAUCUCAUGUGGAUACUUUUCAUCAAAACUCACAAUGACUGUAUCAACAGAGUAAUGAUAAUCUCCACAAGGCAGGAGUUACCAAAGAAGGAUGGGACGUGGCCAUUGACAGAUUACGUUUUGUAUAUUACCCUUGACUUUAACCAAUUUUCAUCAGAGAAACUGAAAAAAGUCCUGUAAUGUCGCACCACUGACUGCUGCGGAUUGAACUCAGGCCUUCUGAGUAUAAGUCAGGACAGCAAACCAACUGAGCCACUGAUGAGCUACAAGGUCACUGCAUCGUAGGCCAUUUCAGCAGCACCUUAUUCCUGACGCCCUGCACUGUGAGCAUGAAGGAAAGGUGACCCCGCUCAAACUCAAGGUAGCUGGAGAUGCUUUUAAUCAAGCCACAGUGGCACAUACAUAAGAGAAACUGCAACAACGCAGUGAAAAAUCACAUAAUGUAACUCCUCUGAGUGGCGAGGUUUGAACCUGGACCUCCUGAGAAGUCGGCAGCAAACUGAACAGCUCAUUGGUGGCUCAGUUGGUUUGCUGACCUCGGAUGGCCCAGGUUCAAACCCCACCCCUCAGUGGUGUUAAAUUGCAGGAUAUUUCACUGUGUUAUUAGAGUUUCUCUAGUGUAUAUAUACAUUGUAUGUGCCAUUCUGGAUUGAUUAAAAGCAUCUCCAGCUACCAUGAGGGUGAGUGGGGUCACCUUCAUGCCCACAGUGUGGGGCUGGGGCAUCAGGAAUAGUGCCACAAAACUGGCCUCUAGCACGGUGAUGUUUUAGCUAAUCAGCGGGUCAAUUGGUUUGCUGCCCUGACUUCUACUUGUAAGACCUGGGUUUGAUACCUGGCACUGAGUGGUGUUACACUACAGGAAACAAUUUCCAGUUUAACCCUUUCCAUCCGUGACGCAGACGUCGGCGUCACAGUAUGAAAAGAAAGGGUUAAGAGGAAAUGGAAGAGGAUUAAUCCUCUUCUAAACCUCUCAAUUCCUUUUAAUCCUCUUCUAUUUCCUCCUAAGAGGUUUAGAAGAGGACUAAAACCUUUUUCAUAUGGUGACACCAUUGGACACCAACGUCGGCAUCACCGGAGUGAAGGGGGCAGCAGUAAUUACUGCAAGUGGUGAAAAUGACUACUCAGCUAAUCCAUCUAUUGCUAGCAAUUGAAUAUUAAGCUGUUCUGACUGAACAGCAGUUGGAGUCAGCCAGUUCCCUGAACAUGCUAGAAAGUGGCCUAUCCACACAAGUUCAGCCGUUCUCUCUGGCAAAAUAUUUUUUUAUUUAUUUUUUUCAUGCUGGAUUUUACUACAGUAAAAAGAAUUUUGGCAUGACAGAAGUUCUCCUGAAUGCAAUGGUCAAAUUUUGUAUAAUAUGAAAAGGAAAGGAAAAAAAAAAAAAAAACUUUAUAUAAUAUAAACUAAAAAUGGCAGCCAACAUUGGCUGCACAAGGCAAGAUGUCUGUCCCACAGUGUAAAGCCCCUGUUUUAUGGUGAUAACAACUUGGUUCACUGUUACGUACUUCUCUUCCUAUCUACAUUUUGAAAAAUCUUAUUACUUUAUCAUAUGGAGAACUUUCUGCCACACCACUCCUCGAUAGUUACAUACUAUUGGCAUGAACAAAAAUCAUUAUGAACUUUCAUAGCCCACAUGCAAUUUGAUUUCUACUAUCUUUAAUAUAUUUGAACUCAUAUGUUAAAUCUUAAUUCAUUAUCAUCCUACUUUCCAAGGAAAAACUAAAUACACAAUGUAGGCGAGACUGGCUGACUCAAAAUUCUGUCCAAUUGGCAAGAUGCUUCAGCUUCAAUUGCAAGCUGGGAGUAAACAGAGUAUUACAGUUCCUGAGUCCAAGGCAAUCCUUACUUGACAAUGGCUACUGAUUGUCACGCAAAACAUUUGUGCAUAUUAUGUUAAGUUUGCUAAUGUACAUGACUGGUCUAAAUUUUAUAUAUUUAAUAAAUGUCCAAAAUGAA
Molecule: messenger RNA, 5844 nt
Organism: Eriocheir sinensis (Chinese mitten crab)
Lineage: Eukaryota; Metazoa; Arthropoda; Malacostraca; Decapoda; Varunidae
Product: nucleolar protein 14-like
Exons: 17
Coding region: 378-2984 (868 amino acids)
Biological process (GO): maturation of SSU-rRNA
Cellular component (GO): small-subunit processome; Noc4p-Nop14p complex; nucleolus
Source: RefSeq, a predicted model, not a curated record